Molecule: messenger RNA, 1230 nt
Organism: Wyeomyia smithii (pitcher-plant mosquito)
Lineage: Eukaryota; Metazoa; Arthropoda; Insecta; Diptera; Culicidae
Product: protein lin-37 homolog
Exons: 2
Coding region: 118-747 (209 amino acids)
Biological process (GO): negative regulation of transcription by RNA polymerase II
Cellular component (GO): transcription repressor complex; Myb complex
Source: RefSeq, a predicted model, not a curated record
CAAACAAUCAACAACAGAUAGUUUUGCGUUGUUGCUUUUUGCAUUGUUUAUUCCAACUGUUCUCGCUGUGCAGUGUGGAUCGUAUCGUUAUUGUUGAGUCGAACAGUACAGUACAACAUGUCGCAGCAAAGCAACACUGGAAGACAAAGCUUGCUCAAGGUGAAUCACUACACGAUGCCACCUACGCCACCGGAUCCUUCCGUACCACUGCGCGGUCGUCCACCGAAACGCAGCAAACCAAUGGAAUAUGUACCGACAGGAAUUCGAUCCCAAUGUUCGCCUUCUUUCAUCAUGAAACUGUUCGAUCGAAGUGUGGAUUUGGCCAGGUUUGAGGCAGACUGUCCACUCUACCCGGUGUGCCGAGCGUGGAUGCGAAAUCAACCGCGGGCACGGAUAAACUUGCAACCGGCUUGUGUCAAUCCGGCACCUCGACGGGACUCAAUGCGGGAGGAUACUGUGGACCGCUAUAGGCGAGGUGAAAUAAAUGAAAUCAUUUCAAUGCCCAAGCAGAAUGAAAAUGACUUAAAGCCGUUCGUCCUGGAGAAAGCAUUCCCUGAAGGUGAGGCAUCGUUUCAAUUAGACAAAUGUAAAACACCUCUGGAAGGGAAUCAGUUGCUCCAGCAGCACAAGAAACGAUGGACCGACAUUCGUCGCAGGUGGCAGAGCCACCGAUGCGAAUAUCUGAAGAGGAAUCAACUCAGCUACGAUCUGCUUGAUGCAAUCGCUAUGAAACAAGGUCGAAAUUGAUAUCGCAUUGAUAUGAAUCUAAAACUCAUUUGAAUGAAAUUGUGCUUUGAAGCGCGAAGCAAAAUAAGAAAUACUAUUCUUUGCGCUCGCUGUCUUUACUAAUGGAGUCGGGGAUUUAAUAUCAAUUUCGAUAGUCCUAUUCAUCAUGCAUUCUACGAAAUUGUUUUGGUAGGAUAUUCGAUUCAGAAUGUUCUCAUAAACUUGUCAAGAUAUUUUCUUCAUUUCGGAAUAACGAAUAAAAUUCCAUCAGGUGAUUUUGUCCUGGAUUGUGUUUUUGAAGUAGGUGCGAGUAAAUUGAAAGAACUGAUUUAGGUUUAUUUUCCGGAAAGAGCGACAAACGGGAAACAUUCAUCAUUACGAUUUGUAAUAAUAAUUACCGAUUAUGUUACACUAUUAUUAUUUUUAGUUUAGUUGUUUAGGCAAUAAUUUUGAGUUGGGAUAAAUAUUUUUAACUAGUUUUUAGGAUUGAUUAUUGAGUUUAUU